This is a messenger RNA of Dichotomopilus funicola, 3636 nucleotides long. Its product is annotated as rab-GTPase-TBC domain-containing protein. Bases 1 to 3636 code for a protein of 1211 amino acids. NCBI's taxonomy places the organism in Eukaryota, Fungi, Ascomycota, Sordariomycetes, Sordariales, Chaetomiaceae. The record is from RefSeq and is a predicted model, not a curated record. The transcript has 2 exons.
AUGGAGGCGACGCCAGCGACAGCAGCAGCAGCAGGAGGAGCUGGAGGAGUUCUCCCAGAGCCUCUCGAGCGGACCGUCUCGCAACAAUCAGCUACCUCGAUCCGCAGCGGUGCCGGCCACCGCGGCCGCAGCAAGCGCCUGACUUCGCAACCGUCCAGCUCGGCGUCGUCGCUGGCGCCGUCAGAUAAAUCGCUGACGUCGUUUCCGUCGUUUUCACCGGACUCGCCGCGGGAGGAGCAGUUGUCUUUUUUUGCUUCUCCGCAGGGGUUCGGUGACGGGAGUGAGGAUGGGAAUGGGGAUAGGGAUGAGAAUGAUAACGAUAACGAGGCGACCCCGGUGGCGCCGUCGAGGAGGAUAUCGGAGCGGGGCUGGUCGGUGUCGCCUUCGGAACGGGGCAGCGGCAGCGGCGGACGGGCUGAGAGCCAGGGGAGGAGGAUACAAGACCCAUCAGAAGAUACGAAAUACACCAAGACCCGACCCCGACCCCACGCGCCCUCAAUCGACGACCUCCUCACCAGCGCCGUCUCCCCCGCGCGCGACGCCCUCUUCGAAGAAGACGCCGACUCCUCCCGAACUACCAACACCACCCUGAAUAACAAGAUCCCCGGCGCGCUACACCUUGCAGACGAUUCACACAUCGAGCGGCUGAUCGCGCGGCGUGGCGCAGUCCCGCUGGUGCGGCAGAUCGCGGAGGACCUAGCGCACCGGGACGUGCAAAUUGCCAAGAUACGGCGGCGGGCAGAGGAACGCGAGCGGGCGCUGCGCAAGAUUGUAAAGGAGUGUGGGCUGUCGAGUCUGGAUUUGGAGACAAGGCUGAGGGCGGUGGAGCAGGAGGCGAGGGUGAAUGGGGCGUCGCGGAGGGGGUCCGGAGAGGGGAUAUCAGAGUUGAUGACGGAUGCUAUGGCGGAGGAUGUGAGGGAGGGAUAUACACCUGGGCACGGAUACCCGUUUGCCGCGAGUCAUCUCUUGGACGAGGGCACGAUCCGGCCGAGUUCGGUGCCGUUGCCGUCUGGGGCGGAUGGUGAUGCGGCUAAGGGAACGGGUCGCGGGUGGAAGGAUUAUCUCUGGGGCGGGACGGCGAAGAAGACGAGCCGGGCUAACAGUCUGCUGCGGGAGGCGGCUAGUACCACCAGCACCAGCGGCAACAAACCACCGGGAACGUCGACGACGGUGAUCCGGCCCACGCCUGCCGAGCGCCGGCCAGCGUUGCAGGACGAUCUGUUCAACCCGCCGGACGAGGGCGGCUCGGCAUCGGUGCGCAGCUCUAGUAGGGCAUCCAGCAUCAACUCGAGCCACACCUCCCGCAAGACGUCGUCGCUGGCUAGCAUGGCGCUGCGGCUUGUAGCGGGAGGAGGAGCAGGAGGUAGUGGUGGUUCAUCGACGGCGCGCGACAACGAACCCCGCGGACGAGCAACCAGCGCCCAAGUCAGCGGUCCCGCAAGGACAGCGUCCAGCGCCAGUCUCAACACAGCAGCCGGCGGUAGCACCAGAGGCAGCGGCAACAGCACAGUCCGCGCUGUAUCUUCCCAAGGCGGGCCGAAAGCACUGAUGGCCAUGCGCCGACCGCCCGUCUCCGUCCAGGUCCCCUCAUCACGCGGACAACCCCAGACCCAGCCGCAAGAACGUUGGGACACGAUGACGAUGACUCCCGGCGGUGCAGGCGACACAGCAGCGCGAAACCAAAACAACUACGGGCCCGUCGAAAUGGACACGAUCCUACCCGCCGAAGCCCAGCCGCCGACGCUGACACACAUCUACAACAACCACAUCGGCUCGGAUUUCUUGACCGACCGGUUCGGGUUUAUCUACGACCAACGGCGGAAGAAACGCCAACGGGAAGCCGCCCACUCGGCACAGGCAGCGCAGCAGCAGAUGGCCGCGCGCGUCGCUCGGCAUGCGAAGAAGGGCAGUCGCGCCGAGAUGAUGAUUCACGGCCGCAGUAGCAGCAUCCACAGCAGCCACAACACCCUGGCGCGGGAGGAAGAGGACAACGCCAGCGGGCAUGUGAGCCUAGGCGGCGGCGCCGGGGGCAGUAACGAUCGACCAGGCACGCCAGGAUCAACAGAAGAGCCGCGAGGUGGUGAUGAGACACCUGCUGCCGUGACAGCCAAGCCCAAGCGGUGGCAGGACUAUCUCAAGAUAGCGACGUUCCCGACCGAACUGCUCUCGCAUACGCCGUCGAUUAGUGCGCAGGGAUUUGCGGUGCUGGAAGCCGCUGAGGAGCCGGAGUCGCCCAAGUUGCCGGCACCGCCCAAGUCGCCUAGGUCGCCGGGUCACUCGCCGGGGAUGGUGGCUGAGGAUAGGGGGUUUCUUCCGCCUGCUACGACGACUACUGCUAUCCAGCCUCAGCCUGUCGCUGAAACGAAUUCGUCGUCGGAGUUGGCCCAGGAUUUGUCUCAUGAAUCAUCUAAGGAAGAUGCCGAGCCGGUGCGGUUGCUGCUGGAGAAUCUUAAUAAUCUACACGAUACCCUCCAGCGCGAGAAAACCGUCCGAUGGAACGACUUCCUCCGCAAAGUCCGCGCCGAGCGCAGACGCGACGGGGAAGCCGCAGCCGCAGCCGCCGCAGCAGCAGCAGCAUCCUCCGCAUCAGCCUCCUCAGCGUCCGCAGCCGAAAGCCAAAGCCGGUUUCAACGCGCCACAGCCGCCAUGAUGCCCGAGACCCGUCUCAGCGACGGCGAGCUGAUCGGUGUCGCCAGCUUGGGACUGCAAGGCAAGAUCGGACGGGCCAAAGCCAACGAGUUCCGCGCGCUGGUCCUCGGCGGUAUCCCCGUUGCCUACCGCGCCAAGAUCUGGGCUGAGUGCUCUGGUGCGCACGCUUUGCGGAUUCCGGGGUAUUACGCCUCUCUCGUCGCUCGGGGCGACACCGCCCCCGAGACAGAGAUAGACACAGGGGGCCCAGAAGCGGACGCAAAAAGAAAAGCAGCCGCCGAAGCCGAAGCCCAAACCACAGCCCAAAUCAAAGCCGACAUAACCCGCACCCUCACCGACAACAUCUUCUUCCGCAAAGGCCCCGGCGUCCCGGCCCUGCACGACGUCCUCCUCGCCUACGCCCGCCGCAACCCCUCCGUCGGCUACUGCCAGGGCAUGAACCUCGUCGUCGCCAACCUGCUCCUCCUCACCCCCUCCGCUGAAGACGCCUUCUGGCUGCUCUGCGCCCUGGUUGAAUCGAUCCUGCCCCCGCAUUAUUUCGAUCAUUCCCUGCUUGCGUCCCGCGCUGAUCAGGCUGUGUUGAGGGGGUAUGUAGCUGAGGUACUGCCGCGGUUGUCAAAUCGCUUCGAUGAGUUGGGAAUCGACCUGGAGACAAUGACCUUUCAAUGGUUCCUCUCCCUAUUCACCGACUGCCUGUCGGCCGAGGCCCUAUUCCGCGUCUGGGACGUGGUGUUGUGCUCGCCGCAGGAGGGGGGUAGUUUCCUGUUCCAGGUGGCGUUGGCGUUGUUGAAAUUGAAUGAGACGGCGCUGUUGGCGUGUGAGAGCCCCGCGGAGGUGUAUACGUAUAUUAAUCACCAGAUGACGAAUCAUGCGAUUAGUAUUGAUGGGUUGGUGCAGGCUAGUGAGGGGUUGAGGAGGGUGGUGAGGAGGGAGGAGGUGGAGGUUAGGAGGGCGGCUGCUGUUGCUGCUGAGGGGGGCAAGAAAUAA